Molecule: messenger RNA, 2593 nt
Organism: Xyrichtys novacula (pearly razorfish)
Lineage: Eukaryota; Metazoa; Chordata; Actinopteri; Labriformes; Labridae
Source: the annotation of a GenBank genome assembly
GUGGAUCCUGGUUAAUGAGCCUUUCUGAGGUCGAGGAAGACAUGAGGUGAGUUUCAGUUUUGAUUAAAUGUUUUCUUUUUAGUUCCCAGAUUAAAUCCGUCAGACUGUAAAAAAAAACUUGACCUUUUAAUAUAAUUCAAAUAAAACAACAAAUGUUUGAUUUUUGAAGCUCAUGAUGAAUAACUGUAGCCUGAAGAAGUUGUUGUGUGUUGUGCUCACUUCCUCACAGAUUAGAUUCUUAAUCCAGAUUUGUCAGACUCCUAAAAGUUUGUCCUUCAUUAAACUGUAUAACCAGGUUUUUAAGAGACAUUAGAGAAUUUUAUUUUGUUUUUAUCCUGUUUGUCUUUCCUUGUGUUAAAUGUGUUUUAACAGGUUCAGCCUAAAUACAGAAAACUAAACAAGAAAGGUUGUUUCGAUAAGAACAGAGUCACUGCUAAUGGCACAUAAAAACAAGGAACAGAAACAAAACACCUUUAAUCCAGUGGGUGAUUACUGUAUCUACAUUCAUGGAUCUCUAAAUUAUACUGCAAUGUGAUUCUCUGCAAAGUCAUAACCAUGGGUUAUAUUCAUUCAGUAGUCUCAUGUUUGUGAGGAAUAUUUUUAUCAGUGAGUUAUCUGAUUCACUAUAUUUUAUUCAAAUGUCAAAAUGAAAAUAAUCAGAAGAUUAAAAUGCAGCAAAACAAACAGCUGUAGAUUAUAAUGCAUGUUUGUUCAGCAGGAUUCAAAUAAUAUGUAUUUAACUUACUCAACAUUUACUUAUAUCAUAUCUUGUGUAAACCUGUCCUGCAUCGCAGUGUCAUCACCUAGUAGUUUCCCAAGAGGCCUCGUGAAUCCUAAAGAUGUCAUUUAACAGUGGAGGAGCUAGAUGUUUUUUGCCAACCCCAAUUCUAGUGGCUGUCUCCAAUAAUCACAUCUGCUUUAAUCUCUAACAUGAGAGGGAUAAAAAAAAUGUGACAUAACUGUAUGAUUUCUAACUAUGAAGGUAACUUAACAGAGUGGCAACAUGAAAAUCUGCAAAAUGUUAUUCUAUUGUAAGUUCAAAAAGAAAAUAUUCGCAAAAAAAUCACAUUUAAAGUACCAAGUCCCACAACGGAAUGCAGAGAAGUUGUACUGGCUGACUUUUGAAAGUGAGCAUAGUGUAAAUUCAGGAAGGCUUCAUUGACCACACCCUCUUCUGGGUAAAAGUCAGAAUUUUCUGGUCUUUGUCAACUUUAUUAGCCUUGAACAAGAAAACUGUAUCUCUUAAUGGUUAUGAAGAGCCCAACUCUGAUUGCUUGUAAGGCAAAUAUAUAAACCACUUACUCGUAACAUUUGAAAAAAUGUUCUGUUUUUUAUAAAGAUACUCAGUUCUCUGAGGGGGAUGGAUGGUGGUCCUGUAAGGAAUCAGAUAGUUGCCUCCAGCCUUGUCAGAGCCUUUGUCAGCCGGCUCUGACAAAGCAAGUAACCAGUGAUGGUUCAAAAUUUCAGAGACCAAUUAUGAUUAUGUCUGCUGUAAAGUUCACCAUUUACUAUUGAGAUCUAUGAGGACUGACCCAUCUUAGGAGACAUCAUCUGGUGGACACUCAAGGAACUGCAGUUUUUUUGGACCACAACAUUUUUAUUCUUUAUCAUAAGAGGUAAAUGCUAAACCUGUAUGCGCCUCUAAUCAUCAGCUCCAGCUUACAGGAGGAGGUGCAGCAGCAGGAGGAGGAGGCUUCCCAGGAGAGCCAGCAGGAAGCGCUGGAUAGGGGGGAGCCCGGCAAGGAAGAGCUGCAGCAGGAGGAGGAGGUCCAGCAGGAGGCUCCGUAUCAGGUGGAGCACACAGAAGAAGAGAUCCAGCGGAUGGAAGAGGAGCUUCAUGAGGAGGUCCAAACAGAGGAAUUCCAGCAGGUUGAGACACACAAGGAGGUGCAGAAAGAGGAGGAGGUCCACAGAGAAGGGGGCCACAGUGACGAAGUCCAGCAGGCAGCAGCCAGUGUCAUUCAGCAGGCUUGGAGGAGACAUGUGGGAACUGCUGCUGGGGACACACACACUGACACACCCUCUGACACACCAUCUGAUACACAAUCUAAUACACCCUCUGAUACACAAUCUGAUACACACUCUGAUACUCACAUUGAUGCACCCUCUGAUACACACUCUGAUACUCACACUGGUACACACUCUGAUACUUACACUGAUGCACCCUCUGAUACACACUCUGAUACAUACUCUGAGACUCACACUGAGUAAAACCCUGUCUUCUUUACUUCUCCUCCUCUGUUAGAAGUAAAAUUAAGAAGUCAGAGGUUGAACAGUCUUCUGGGGUAGAAAACACUCUGAAAUUGAGUUUAUGUGUUGUUGGUAUGCUAAUGUUUUAACUCCAUUCAUGUUAGCGUGUAGCAUGAGGGGUAAUAAUGUCAAACUCAGAUUGAAGAUUAACCUCCUGUUAUCUUAACAAGUAGCUUGAAUUCAGCCUCAUAGAGGAUCACAUUAGCUGAUCAAGUUCAUUAUUAUUAUUAUUAUUAUUGUUAUUAUAAUUAUUGUAGGAACCAAUAUUGUGCAGAGAGCUCUACAAAAGAAAAAUGAUUGUUUGCCAAAUGAAGUGAAAUAAAAUAAGGUAAUAAAGAAAUUA